Molecule: messenger RNA, 759 nt
Organism: Parathielavia appendiculata
Lineage: Eukaryota; Fungi; Ascomycota; Sordariomycetes; Sordariales; Chaetomiaceae
Exons: 2
Coding region: 1-759 (252 amino acids)
Source: RefSeq, a predicted model, not a curated record
AUGUGCGACAUAUCGAUCCGAGAGUACAUCCGAUGGCUCCCGGGCGAAGCAAGCGAGCCCACAUCAACAAUUGUGCUCACGACGCCACAGCGGCGGUUUGUGGACGUUCGCGUCUUGAAACUGACCUCUGAAGAUGCAUCUAAAACCAUCCUCCCACUCUCCCGAUUAGACUGGGCCAUCGCUGGGGUGUCCUCGUUGUCGGCGAUUCAGUCACCGGAGGAUCCAGGGCAGAAGAUCAAACAUUGCCGUUGGGACCACUGGAUUGAUUCGCGGACAGCGAAUACCGACGGUGUGUUCGACGAAGGCGAUAUGUUUGAUGACCCAUCAGACGCAAGCCUGACCUUGGAAAAGGGCCGCAUGGUGAACCCGGCUACUGGAGUAGAGACAGACUACGAGGAACUUUGGCGCUCCGAACCGAUCGAGACGGUGCCUGUCCCUGGGGCCGGGAAAGCAGAGGAGAUUACUUGCCUGGCGUUGCAGAUGGAGGCAUCGGGCGGCGGUGAGGGCUCAGUGGGAAGGGUCAGGAGGGGAUUGGUUGUCCGGCUGGGCCAGUACUGCCAGGCGUUUACACGGGAUGGGGACGACAUCACCGUUGAGAGGCUGAAGUGGGAUACCGGGCAGCAGAGGUGGACCACGGAAGUCCGCAUUGGGGAGCAAGAGUUGCCCACCGAGAUCGCAACGUAUCUUGCGCAUGAGGCCAGGAUUGAUGACGAGGUCAAAGUUGGUGGGGCGGCGUGGAAAGUGGUUGAAAGGGCGUAG